Molecule: messenger RNA, 249 nt
Organism: Echinococcus granulosus
Lineage: Eukaryota; Metazoa; Platyhelminthes; Cestoda; Cyclophyllidea; Taeniidae
Product: Acyl-CoA-binding protein
Exons: 3
Coding region: 1-249 (82 amino acids)
Biological process (GO): fatty acid metabolic process
Molecular function (GO): fatty-acyl-CoA binding
Source: RefSeq, a predicted model, not a curated record
AUGGAUUUUGCUACGGCAGCCGCAGAGGUGCAGACGUUGCCUUAUUGUUCGGAUGAUGACAAACUAUAUCUCUAUGGCCUAUACAAACAGGCAACCGUUGGAGACGUAAACACAGCUAAACCUGGUAUGCUCGAUGUGAAGGGGAAGGCUAAGUGGGAGGCCUGGAAUGGGAGGAAAGGUAUGUCUCGAUCGGAAGCGGAGCAAGAAUAUGUAAAGAAGGUUCAAGCGUUGUUGGCUAGUACGAAGUAA